Messenger RNA from Lachancea fermentati, 4490 nucleotides. The record is from the annotation of a GenBank genome assembly. NCBI's taxonomy places the organism in Eukaryota, Fungi, Ascomycota, Saccharomycetes, Saccharomycetales, Saccharomycetaceae.
AUGGACAGAGCAGAAAGCUAUCUAGCACUCGACGGAUAUCUACUUGAGCGCAAAGAAAAUGGAGAAUAUAAAGUCGCGUCAUGGCAGAGAGUUAAACGACGCAUGUCCAAACAACAACAAGAUCGGUUCAAGAACUACGAAUUCAUAGAAGUUGAAAGAUACAAAGAUUAUGACACGGAUCUUUUCCCAUGUAAUUCUGGAGCUCUAUUUGAGUUGGUAGCGAACGAGAUCCACUUCUUUUACGUCGAUCCUGCUAGUAACGUGAAGAAGGUUACCACCACUAGAACAAAGUCUCAACUUUCUAAAAGUGCGGUACGCGAGAACGUUGUGCCUAUUGUAUUCAAAGGAAACAAGAAAAAGUACCUCUAUCUGGAGUAUGACGACGCUGAAGUCAGCCGUCAGCUGGGAGAGGAGAGGUGGAGCCUUAAAGUUGAAGAGGAGAGCCAGGAACUCAUGCUCGCAACUGAGCGGUGUAACAACGUGGUGUACAAACAUCUUGGUGCAGACCUGCUUGUGUUUUGCGAGAGGGAUUUGCAAGCACUACGUCGUUUCCACGCAUUCAGAGGUGAGUACAACGCCACAUGCAAGCGUGUGUGCCACGCUGUGUACAAAAUGUCAAGAGAUCGCAAAAUGCUGCGCUAUAGAGCAACAAGGACUUUUCGAAGGCCUCAGGCAGGCGUAGUCACUUCUCAAGACGCUGCAGGAAAAAAGCAUCAACACAUAUUCACUCUACUUUGCGCCUUUUCUCUAUAUGAUUCUCAACAUUAGAGAAUUUCCUCUUUUAAUGGGGUGUUUUGACGACGAGGAUGACGUGUACGACGAAGUCGAGCUUCGGGAUGAGUCUUUCGGGCGAGGUUAGAGUCGAACAAAUCUCGCGUAUUUUCAGCAGGAUGCUAAAGGAUGAAGACGGACUGGGUGCAGUUUUGGAAGUCAUAGUGCGACUCACAGCGUUUGACGUCGGAGCAGAGGUGAGAAGAAGUGAGCAAGAAGAGGAUGAAGGUGAAGAUGAAAUAUCCGAGGAUGAGAGCGCUGAGGGUACACAGAGAUCAAAUUCAAACUUGUGUCACCCCGCACUACAGCCCGCUCGGAGGGUGAGGAGGCUUUUAGACGGAAUCAAGUUUUUUGUUGUGUAUGCUGUGUUCUGCACGGAAGAUAACAACGAUCUUUUUGACGAGGAACACUGCGCGCCCAUGUGGCGUUGGAUCAAGAGCGUGUACAACGAGGUUAGGGCUGAGGAAAAAAUCCAACUAGAUUAUGACGUCAAGCUUUGUGAACCCGAUGGUGUGAUUGUUUCCGGCAAGCUGUUCAACAGAAGGUACAUCCAAGACUUUUAUUACGGAGUAAAAAGCGAGAUUGAUGAGUUGAUACAGGACCUAGACGAUAUAUUUUACAUGCCGAGCCCUCAGGAUGUUGGAGGGAUGAUUUUGGAUGAUCGAAGUCUAACUGUUUCCGAGAACAAGGUGAAAAAUUGUCGGUCACUGCUGAGUUUGAUUCCUGAGUAUGCAAAGAAACGACUGCUGCCACUAAGCGGGAAAGCACUUGCUGCUCUUCAAGAGAUUAACCAGGGCCACCUCCCAGUAUGUGCUUUACUUUCUGGCCGUACUGCGACAAAUGCAGAUACAUUUACUAGGUCCGCAGUGCGACAAUUUUACGCCGGCGCGCUGGAAGUUUGUGGAGGGAAUGGGAAUGGAUCAGAACCCUUCAUCUCAGGAAGUCUCUUUCAGAGCUCUGUGUCGAUAUGUUUUUCUCAACACUAGUAAGGGACAAAUGGUUGCGUUCAGAGCGUUUGAUAAGUAUCUACGUCGCAAGUACCCAACGACAUUCAGUUGCAAGCUAAGCUUCCAGCAAUUACGCCAGGGUAUGGUUGCAAUAUCAAGAACGUACGUGAACAAGAAUGUGACCACGGACCUGUACGAAUCGAUGGUACAAGAGAUUAUGUUUGGCCAUGCAGCAAAGACAAGUCUUCAGAACUAUGGAGUGGAUAGUUUUCGUUGAGGUCUGUGAGCGGAACAACCGCAACCUACCUCCAAAGCCGCGCGUCCACCGAGUGGCUGGAAUGGAUAGGGUUUGAGCGGAUAACGAAAGUAGAAAAACCAAACAAAAUACUAGAUGGGGUGCCUCGUUCGGUUCCCAUUAGAUGUCCUGACGACCUGAACACAGCCGGAAAAGAAGUGUAUGGAGACGAUUUCCAGUUUCGUAAAGGACAGUUUUCCGUGUGUGUAGAGAUGUACUUGUCAAACGUGCCCUCGCUCGCCAUAAUUGCCCCACCUGGGUACGGUAAGACGGUACUAUAUCAGGUUCCCAUGAAGGCGCUGCAAGCGAAGCCUGAUGUAAAGUACGUUUCCUUUGUGUGUGUUCCAUACACUGUGUUGGAAGCGGGAACACUAACGCGGAUGAGAAACGGGGGACUGCUAGCCAACAGUAUCAAGUUCUUUCUUGAGCGGGGUCAUGACGGUAUCUCUGACGUUUACAUAGGAAAAUACAACGACGUUGCGAGCAAUGAGUUUGCUUUACAGAUCCAGGGGGGGCAGCAAGCGUCUACUCCACGCCUAGGGUAUCUUGUGAUUGACGAGUAUCACAACAUUGAGACCGAGGAGUAUAGACGAGAGACGUUUGAGCCCAUGAAAAAUGUAAACUUUAACAAGUUUGAGAAGGUGGUCUUUCUCAGCGCCACUGCGACAGAAUGGGAUAAUAGUAGGGCUGCGAUGUGCCGGUUGGGAUUCCCGGGGGUGCUUGAGGAUGGAGAGCACUUGGUUGCGGAGUGUGGCGAAAGUACGGCGUUGAUGAUGGAUUUCAAGACGAAGGUUAUCGACUUGGUGGACAAACCGCCGCUCGGCCAUAUCUAUAAGGAUAUAGUAACUUCCAAGAACUCGCCCAAGGAAGCCUUGGAACUACUAAAGAGUCUAUUUGCCCUUGAGCCGCAUGCCAAGGCUAUUGUAGCAGUGGGCCGCAGGGCCCUGGUGGAGGAGCUUGCAAUUGAGUGGAACAGAUAUUUCAACAUUCUUUGGAUCCACGGAGACUUGUCAUCGGAGGAAAAGACACGGCGAACACAAAGGUUUAUCAACGACGGGGGUAUGCGUGUACUCAUUGGAACAAAGCUUGUGUCCGAGGGAAUCGACGUUAAGGAGUUGCGAAUGGUUCUCAUCGUCGACUAUCUUCCACAGAUUGGAGAGUACAUCCAGUGCGCCGGGCGGUUGCGUUCCAACGGGUUCUGUUCACUGGUUUUGAAUAGCGACGAGCUGCCAUCACCAAGACAAAGGGAAGGGGAUGGUUCGAUGACAUUGGACUGUAUAACGUCACAGAUCCGCCAGUUCUAUGGUCUGGUCGAAGCCUCACCCGAACAUAUUGGUUGCUGUGAUAGAAUGGACGGCCUGGAGGCGGAUACAUGCGAUCUAUUUCGAAGGGUCAAGCUGGGAGUGUCUAAACGACCCUCCGAUGACCUUGCUGAUGAAACACAACCCACAAGAAGAGAUAUUAACAUCCAGCGAGAAAAGGCGUUUCUGCGAAGGCGAUUCUACGGAGUUAAUGGGUAUACCACGGUGUUUCAGUACUUGCAGAUGGGUACCGAACAAAUCAAACAUCUUAUACUGUACGGGGUGGAUAUCAAGUUUCUUCCACCGGGUGUGUUCCAGACCCGCGAUACCUGUUAUGGAUGCGAGCGGUAUCCCGAUGUGUGUUUGUGUCUGAACAACGGGCCCAAGUUGUCUCUUCGUGGUCUUGCAGUUGAGGCGCUAGCGUUCAAGAGAAUGAUAUAUUCGGACAGCGAUUACCGUAUGGUUAUAGACAAGAUAGUUCACACUCAACUGGGCCUGGUUGCGUUCCUUAAGGAUUUUGACGAGCGAAAGGGGGAGCUGAUGGUGCGAUUCCGUAUGAAGUAUGCAAGUUACCUGGAGCUGCUAUCGUCGGGAAAGGUACUGAAGAUGAGUAGGGACGCGGCGUUGCGGGAGUACCGUUUGUACUCUGGAUUAGAAAUAAAGAGAAAAUACUUUGAGUUGUGGGACAAUCUCUGCGAGAGGCAGAUGAGUAUAUUGGAGUAUUUUGGAAAACAUGAGGAGAAGAAAAGCGCCGAGCUGUGGAGUGGGAACAAUUUCGAGGCGGUUAUCGAGAAUGAGAAUAGCGCUUGGGAGCUGCGGCGGACGGGACCUCUAGCGUAUGUUGGGCCUGAGUAUAUAUCUGCGCAGUUUGGAUAUCGUGCGCAGGAAAUCAAGAAGUAUGCGUACAGAAUGUCAUGGGAGAUGGAGCAGAGAGAAUCGUUGGGAUAUGACGUUAGCAAGACGCCGAGAUGGGAAUUAUACCUGAUGAUGCAGAUCGGGUUGUUUAACAAUGAGACGUUUCGACGAAAGUUUCAUUGGGAGGUGCGGGAGGUCCCUGAAGUGAAUGUUCUGCCACACUGGUUGCGACUGCAGAACGUAUUUGCGGAGCUACCAGCAGGGGACUGCGUUCCGUUGUACAUGUACAGUGCGGUGUUAUUCGGACAGGUGCGUAACUGA